GCUAGAGACCCAGACAGACAGGUCCAAUCAGCCCCAGCCGCAAGAUUGAUCUGGCGCGCACCACUGGCGGAUGUUCCACUGCUUUCAAGCGCUGUCGGGCUCAGGGGCGACGCAACACACCUCGGGUUGGCCCCUGCGUGUUACGGAAGCUGCUGGGUGCUACAGCAGGCGCCACCACGAGCUACUACACAUAAACGCCCCUUCUCCCGUGCCGAGUCCGGCACGAGGUAAGUCAGGAACAUGAGACUGCAAAGAUAACUACAGGUAGACAGAGAGACCUUUCGUCCCUCCUCUCAAGUCCAGCCUGAUGGCCCACAGCUGUCGGUUGCGAUUGUGGAAUAGUAAGGUUCGCCCGUCAGCAGGGGGAAAAAGCCGCCAUUUGCCUCGAUAAAAUGCUCAGAUCGACAACACUAUCUGUGAUAUUGCCAAGUCAUCCCAGUAAAGCCCGCCAAGAGAUGUUGGGCCUGGAGAUCCGAACCCCUGAAAAGCCAAUGGCAUGUCGCGGAUCGGCAAACCAAGAUAGGCGGCCUGAGCCGCACCAGCCCAGCACGGGAUAGUGAUCGUUUGGCAGACGUCAAAUGAACGCCAAUGGUGCCAUCAAAUAAGUGCUCUGGCACUACUGGACAAUUCCUUUUUUCUCUUCCCAGUCUAUCCCACCUCGAGUUUGUCGGUGGCUUUUACGCCAAGACGGAAAUCUUGGUUGUCUCAUGAGACAGCACACCCGCGCAAUUCCCCAGGUCGGGCCUUUCGGGCAACACCAUGUACGGUACAGAAUACUUCCCCGAGAGAUAACGGGUCAAUGCAUCCGAGCCCAGCCGCCAACUGCAGCCAGCAUCCGGCUUGGGUCUGCCGACACUUCAGCAGCCAUCGAGAUCCUUGGACCUUCCGUUUGUAUUCUGGCCUGUCCGAAAGAGGAAGCGAAGGUGCUAUGCCGGACAGACUCAUCCGGGAGACAGGAUCAUCAGCACUGGGAGCGGUGACUUGGUGAGGGUGAUGGCAUCGGCGUUUCCUUGAUCCAAGGCUGCCUGUUGACGAUGAUCUCGAUAGCUGAGAUCUGUUUGCUCCAGGGGUUCGAGGAAUGGGGCCCGCAACGGCGUGGGUGGGCAUACACAGCAUUAGUCCGGAGGUGUGUCUUGACCAAUGUUAUUGCUGGCGUUAUUCCGAUGGGCAGAGAAGGACCGCCAUUGACGUACUUGCUGGGUGUGAUGGUAUAUAUGUUCAUCCUUUGAUCAUGCCGAGCUUUUCGCGCCGAGAAUUCUUCACUUCGUCUGCUGCAUUGUAUUACCAAGACGACUCUUGAAGAACCAUAGGUCCUGCAGCAGAAAGCCUUUUUGUCUGAGCCGCCGAAACACGGAAGCCAAAGCUGCCCAUGGACGCCUCCAGCUCACCAGCAAGACCCAAGAUGCUCCCUCGACUCCCGAGGUCGCUACCAAGCUCACACUCGAUAGCGUCCACCUUUAGUCCGGGGAGCUCGACACCAGGAUCAUGGACAGUGAGCCCGUGGAAUCGAGAUACACCAGACACCUCGCCUCCCAGCUCCGACGCUGGCUCUCCUAAGCUCCAGGCCAAACAAGCAGAUGAUAGUGGGAGGAUCUCUCCGGUAGAGGGCUCACUCGACGGGCAGCCGCGUUUUGGGGUCGUACGCAGUAUCUGCUUCGUCGGCGCUGGUUUCGUCGGAGGACCGACGGCUGCUGUCAUUGCCUACCACAACCCACAGAUCCAGGUCAAUGUCGUCGACCUUAACGAGGAACGAAUCAAGUCGUGGAACUCGGCCCAUCUUCCCAUCCACGAGGAUGGCCUGCUCAAAGUGGUACGAACGGCACGAGACGGCGCGCUGAACAAGACACUGGUACUGCCCGGACUGCCCAGGGCUAUCGAAUUAAAGCAACGGCAGCCCAACUUGGUAUUCUCGACCCGUGUGGUGGACGCUAUCGAGGAAGCCGACAUCAUUUUCAUUUGCGUCAACACACCCACAAAAACACACGGUAUUGGCGCGGGUUCCAUGGCUGAUGUGAGCGCGAUUGAAAGCGCAACGCGGACUGUGGCCAAGCAUGCCAAGGAAGGAGCCAUCAUUGUUGAGAAGAGUACUGUUCCAUGUGGAACAGCACAGAUGAUCCAGGAUAUUCUUCGAUACUACCGGCCAGAUGUCGAGUUUGAGGUGCUCUCCAACCCGGAAUUCCUAGCCGAGGGCACGGCUGUGGAAAACCUCAUGCACCCUGACCGAAUUCUUAUCGGUAGUGCCCAGACACUUGCAGGUCUCCGUGCUGCCACCGUUGUCAAGGACGUGUAUGGAGCUUGGGUGCCUGCGGCUCGCAUCGUGACUGUCAACACCUUCAGCAGUGAGCUGGCCAAGCUUGUGGCAAACACCAUGCUUGCUCAGCGUAUCAGCAGUGUCAAUGCAGUCAGCGCCAUGUGCGAGGAGCUUGGGCUUGGAGCAGACGUCGAAGACGUCAGCCUCGCCAUCGGAAAGGACGCACGACUGGGUUCCAAAUUCCUCCAGGCUGGCGUGGGAUUUGGGGGCUCCUGCUUCGAAAAGGAUAUCCUCAACUUGGCCUAUCUUGCAAGGGAGCUCCAUCUUGAUGUGGUGGCCGACUACUGGCUUGCUGUGCUGAGAAUGAAUGAAGACCAACGGCGGCGCUAUGCUCGCAAUGUUGUGCGCGAGCUCAACGGGUCACUUCGAGGGAAGAAGAUUGCCAUCCUAGGAUUCGCCUUCAAGGAUGGUACUAAUGACACGCGCAACAGCAUUGCUGUUCACGUCAUCAAAGAUCUGGCCAUGGAGAUGCCGCGCGAGAUUGCCAUCUUCGAUCCCGGCUGUGCGUCGGCCGAGAUCCGUGAAGAGGUCGAGAAGGCGGGCUUGACCGCAAGCCAGCUCGAGCGCAUCAAGAUCUUGACCAACUGGAGGGAUUGCGUCCAGGAAGCAAGUGCCGUGUGUAUCCUGACACAGUGGAAACAAUUCCGGGGCCGCAAGCUUGGCUCGGCCACGUCUAGCAACAAGAAGGCACGGAAACUGGCAGCUGACUGGGCGACAAGCUGUGUGGCAGACAAAGCUGAUAUCAGCGAAAUGGACAUCUUGGCACUGGAGGAGCUCAUGAGAGACAAGUCGUCGGCGACUACCGGUGAUGACCCAUUGGAAAGACUGGCACCGCUUACGCCCUGUCCCGAAGAGUGUUCACAUUGCCGCAUCGGGAGCGCAGAGGCUCAUGAUCAGGAGCCAGUGGACUGGGCCGAGGUGGCCGGCAUGAUGCAGGAGCCGCGCUGGGUGUUCGAUGGGCGGAAUGUGGUGAACAGGCUGGAGCUCCAGAGUCUUGGUUUUAGAGUGAGGGGUAUCGGAAAGGGUUUUUGAGGAUGGAAAAUGGGUAAUGGUAGAUUUCAGGACGGGAGUUUGGCGUCAUCCCCAUGUUGUAAUUGCGUAUGAAUUCUUCUUGUAUAUCGGGCUUUUAAUCGGUUUUGGUUGUUGAAAUUGAAGGAUAGGUUCCGGAUUUGCGAUGGCAGCUUUGGGUGCAGGGUUCAGGGUGCAGGUGAUGUCAGGUUAGAGUUGAAUUGGGGUAGGCUGUUAGUGCAAUACUGAGCUGUUCGCUUAAAUUAGUGCCGUGGGUUG
This is a messenger RNA of Podospora pseudopauciseta, 3598 nucleotides long. RefSeq lists its product as uncharacterized. The record is from RefSeq and is a predicted model, not a curated record. Bases 1370 to 3343 code for a protein of 657 amino acids. Gene Ontology annotation, cellular component: nucleus. The transcript is spliced from 3 exons. Gene Ontology annotation, biological process: polysaccharide biosynthetic process; glycosaminoglycan biosynthetic process. Lineage: Eukaryota; Fungi; Ascomycota; Sordariomycetes; Sordariales; Podosporaceae. Gene Ontology annotation, molecular function: UDP-glucose 6-dehydrogenase activity; NAD binding.